AUGGAGGAUUCCAAGGGAUUCCUUAGCUUCAAUUUUGAGGGUAGCCUCAAUGUUGCCCCUUCCUCAUCCUUCGCCGUCGCCCCCUCCAGCCUCCUCAUCCUGCACAACUCCUCCACGAUCGCCUUUGCUGGUUCUAACAAAGGGCCUGCCGCCCCCACCCCAUCCGCAGUGGGCCUCAUGGGCAGCGACAAUGUUCCAGACCAGUGGAACUUCCGGCAAAUGGUGUGCCGACACUGGUUGCACCACUUGUGCAUGAAAGGUGAUGCAUACGGGUUCCUGCAUCAGUACAACAAGGCAAGGAUGUUGGUGUGCCGCUUUUUCAGGCUCUAUGGAGAAUACUGGAAACAUGAUGGAAGUGGAGACUAUACUCUUGUUCACGAGGAUAAGAAGGAAACUUUGUCUUAA
Messenger RNA from Glycine soja, 405 nucleotides. Its product is annotated as 30-kDa cleavage and polyadenylation specificity factor 30-like. Bases 1 to 405 code for a protein of 134 amino acids. The record is from RefSeq and is a predicted model, not a curated record. Lineage: Eukaryota; Viridiplantae; Streptophyta; Magnoliopsida; Fabales; Fabaceae. Gene Ontology annotation, molecular function: RNA binding. The transcript has a single exon.